Linum trigynum is the source of this 7207-nucleotide messenger RNA. The record is from the annotation of a GenBank genome assembly. NCBI's taxonomy places the organism in Eukaryota, Viridiplantae, Streptophyta, Magnoliopsida, Malpighiales, Linaceae.
CCCGAUCUCAGUAUAUUCAUUUUACCAUUAUCGGCUCCCCAAUUCUCAUCCCUCUCAUCUCACCCCUCUGCCGUAUAUCAAUUUAUCAAAAAAAAAAAUUAUGAACCCCCAAAUCCACCGCCUACUGUCACAUGUGGCAGAUGACAUGGCGCCAACAAGGUGACAACAUGGCAGCAGCACAUGUGGCAUGCAUGGAAGACUAGUAGCAUAGAGAUGCUCCUAGGAUUCUCCACCAUAAUGUAGAGCUUUAUAGUGCACUUAUGAGUCACAUAAUGGUGACAUUGAUAGAGUGCAUAAUGGGGGGACUUAAUGGGGUGUAUUGAUGUAGUAGAGGGACUUUAUGAGGGGCAUUGAUGCCUUGUAUGUGGAGAGGCCUAUAUAAGGAGCCAUCUCCCUCAUUUGUACUCAUUCCAUCAUUUUUGAGAGUAAUACACACUAGAGAGUUCUCCCAAUCCUUUGUCUUUGUUCUUGUUCUUUGCUUGCUUGUGAGUUUGAGAGAAAGGCUACCUAGCGCUCUAACGGAAUUGAGAGCUAGGGCCGCACGAUCGAGAGUAAGGUCGUGACAAGUGGUAUCAGAGCCUGGUUGGGCUUUGUGCUAGCAAAGUUGAACCUAGAGCCAGAAGGAAAGGAAGAACCUCACCAAAGAUGACUGGAUCAGAAGUCCACGACGAUGCGGAGAAGCACCGUGGAAGGGAUACCGUGAAGAAUCCCAAACCAAAGGGUGACAAGUCAAGCACUCGUGAUCCUAUGACGUCUCUAGAGAGGCGUGUCUCUAGAAUGGAGGUGAAGUUGGCGGAAGACAUCAGUGCCAUCGAGGAUUUGGGAGCAAACUUCACCCAAGUCGAAAGCGAUUUUCAAGGUAUGAAUGCUCGUUUGUCGAGCUUGGAGAUUGGUAAUGAUGGCUUACGAGAAGAGCUUGUGGCCCUCAUCAACAGCACCAUCACCACAUCCUUGAACAACGCCAUUGGAGUUGUGAAAGAGCAAGUCCAGGCUGAGCUGGUCGGCGUGAAGGAGGAGAUUGCAGAUCUCAAGAGUGAGGUCACUCUCGUGAAGAGAGCCAUGGCUAGCGGACCAGCCACGGUGCAAUCCGUCCCACGUGCUGAUAUUCCAAGACCGAAGAGCUUCGGAGGUUCACGGAAUGCGAGGGAGUUAGAGAACUUCCUUUGGAGUCUUGAGCAGUACUUCAAGGCGUCCGGCAUCCAAGAGGAGGAGGUAAAGAUCCGUACCGCUCCACUAUACUUGGUUGAUGUUGCAAUGGUGUGGUGGAGGCGACGUGAAGCAGACGUCGAAAGAGGUACUUGUGUGAUGGUAACGUGGGAAGAUUUCAAGAGAGAAAUCAAGAGGCAGUUCUACCCAGAGAACGUGGAGUUUGAAGCCCGUUCAAAGUUGAGAAGACUCACCCAGAGGGGUGGAGUUCGAGAAUACGUGAAAGAAUUCUCGGAGCUGCUUCUAGAGAUCCCGGACAUCACGGACAAGGAGGCCAUGCACGGCUUUCUUGAUGGGCUGCAACCAUGGGCCAAGAUGGAGAUGCAACGUCGAGGAGUGCAAGACCUUGCAACUGUCAUGGCCACGGCGGAGUCUUUUGUCGAGUACAAACGACAAGAGAGCAGCGGCAAAGAGAAGAGUUCGAAGCCCAACAAGGGUGGAGAACAGCAGAAGCCUUUCAAGGAGGGUUCUCGCACUCAACAACACCAAGGUGGUUCGAGCAAAGGGGGUAAGUACGAGCCAAAACCCAUGACUUGUUUCCUUUGCGACGGACCACAUCGAGUGCGAGAUUGCCCAAGGAAGGCGAGAUUAGCAGCCAUGGAAGCUCAAGAUGAGGAGCCCAAGGCGGCGGAGGCCAAGAUUGGCUCAAUCCGCAAGCUUGGCGCGGCGAAGACCGACGUCAAGGAGAGCAAGCGGGGGAGGUGCUAUGUUCUGGCGCAAUUCAUGCAAGGCGAGUCAAAAGCCUUGGUGGAUACCGGUGCCACGGACAACUUUCUUCGCGUCGAGGAGGCAAACCGGCUGGGUAUUGCCUACGAGAAGGGGCAAGAGAGGCUCAAGACGAUCAAUUCGGAGUCCAUCCCGAUCCAUGGAGUUGCUCACAACGUACCAAUGAAGCUUGGCGAGUGGGAAGGCCUCAUCGACUUUUCCGUCAUCACCAUGGACGAUCACCCAGUCAUCCUCGGCAUCCACUUCCUCGACAAGGAGGGAGUGCUUUUGAAGCCCAACUCCAACACGAUGUGCUUGGAGAAGGAAGGGGAGUUCCAUGCUGUUCAUCUCUUGAGAGAAGAUGGUCCCCAUAGUGCUCUAUCGGCCAUGCAAGUGGUGAAGGGGUUCAAGAAGAAUGAACCAACCUUUCUUGUGUCCUUGAAGAUGGAGGAAGAAGGAGGCUCAACGGGAAUCACAACUCCCAUCAUCGAAGGUGUCCUCGAAGAGUUCGAUGAUGUGAUGCCAUCGGAGUUGCCCAAGAAGCUGCCACCAAGAAGAGAGGUGGACCACAAGAUCGAGUUGGAGCCAGGAGUGAAGCCCCCUUCGCGAGCACCAUACCGCAUGUCGCCACCGGAGUUAGAAGAAUUGCGGAGGCAACUCAAGGACUUGGUGGACGCAGGCUACAUGCGGCCAUCGAAGUCACCUUUUGGAGCACCGGUGCUGUUCCAAAAGAAGAAGGAAGGGUCGUUGCGGAUGUGCAUCGACUAUAGAGCCAUCAACAAGUUGACGGUGAAGAACAAGUGGCCGAUUCCCAACAUUGCUGACUUGUUCGACCAGCUUGGAGAUGCAAUGUGGUUCACCAAGCUAGAUCUUCGCUCGGGCUACUAUCAAGUGCGGAUAGCAGAGGGCGACGAGCCAAAGACGGCUUGUGUGACGAGGUAUGGCUCUUACGAGUUUCUUGUGAUGCCAUUCGGUCUCACCAACGCACCAGCCACGUUUUGCACUUUGAUGAAUCAAAUGUUCGAGCAAUUCUUGGACCGGUUUGUCGUGGUCUACUUGGAUGACAUCGUCGUGUAUAGCAAAACACUCGAUGAGCAUGCCGAACACCUACGCCAAGUCUUCCAAGUCCUUCGCGACAACGAGUUGUACGUCAAGAGGGAAAAGUGCACAUUUGCCGCCACGGAGGUUCCAUUCUUGGGACACGUUAUUGGUGGAGGCAAAUUGAAGAUGGAUGGAGCGAAGGUGCAGGCAAUCCAAGAAUGGGAGCCGCCGACGAAGGUGCCAGAAUUGCGGUCAUUCCUCGGCCUUGCCAACUACUAUCGGAGGUUUAUCAUGGGCUACUCCGACAUUGCAGCACCCUUGACGGAUCUCUUGAAGAAGAACAAGGCAUGGGAUUGGUCGGAAAGGUGCCAGGAAGCAUUCGAGGCCUUGAAAGCAGCGGUGAUGAAGGAGCCCGUGCUCGUGCUCCCCAACCCGACGUUGGCCUACGAAGUGCAGACCGAUGCGUCCGACUUCGCGAUUGGAGGAGUGUUGAUGCAAGAUGGGCAUCCCAUUGCCUUCGAGAGUCGGAAGCUCAGCGAGACGGAGAGACGAUACACCGUUCAAGAGAAGGAAAUGACGGCCGUGGUGCAUUGCUUGCGCACAUGGAGGCACUACUUGUUGGGGUCAAAGUUCGUUGUGAAGACGGACAACGUGGCAACGAGCUACUUUCUGACGCAGAAGAAGCUCACCCCUAAGCAAGCAAGGUGGCAAGACUUUUUGGCCGAGUUCGACUUCGUCAUGGAGUACAAUCCAGGCAAGGCGAAUUCCGUUGCCGAUGCUCUUAGCCGCAAGAGUGCAGCCGCAAGCAUCAGCCAGCCCACGUUUCCUUUGAAGGAGCGGAUCGUUGAAGGCCUUGGCCAUGACCCCUUCGCCAAAACCGUAGCGGAGUACAUUGAGCAAGGUAAAACUCGGCAGUUUUGGAUGAAGGAUGGGCUCAUCGUGACCAAGGGAGAGCGGAUGUUCGUGCCAAGAUGGGCCAACUUGAGGAAGGAGAUCAUGAAGGAGUGCCAUGAUUCCAAGUGGGCGGGCCAUCCCGGCAUCGAGAGAACGCAAGCGCUCAUCGAAGAAGCAUAUUUCUGGCCGCGUAUGAGAGACGACGUGGAGAUGUAUGUGAAGACUUGUCUUGUGUGCCAACAAGACAAGAUGGAGCAGAGAAGCCCGGCAGGCUUGCUAGAGCCCUUGCCCACGCCUCAACGACCAUGGGAGAGUGUGAGCAUGAACUUCAUCAUUGGACUUCCCAAAGUCGAUGGAUGCGGUUGCAUCAUGGUUGUGGUGGACAGAUUCUCGAAGUAUGGAGUGUUCAUUCCUGGGCCAAAAGACUUAACGGCGGAGGAUGCGGCACGGCUAUUCUUCAAGAACGUGGUCAAGUAUUGGGGCAUUCCUAGCAGCAUCGUGAGCGACAGAGAUGGGCGCUUCACGGGCAGAUUUUGGCGAGAGUUGUUCAAGAUCAUGGGCUCAAACUUGAACUUCUCGACGGCAUUUCAUCCUCAAAGCGACGGACAGACGGAGCGGGUGAAUGCCUUGUUGGAAGUGUACUUGCGGCACUACGUGAGUGCAAACCAACGAGAUUGGGUGAAGUUGAUGGACACGGCGCAGUUUUCCUACAACUUACACCGCAGCGAGUCGACCAACACGAGUCCAUUUGAGUUGGCGACGGAGCAACAACCUUUGACACCUACGACGGUGGCAACGGGGUAUAGAGGCAACAGUCCGGCAGCCUACAAGUUCGCUAAAGGUUGGCACGAGAAGAUGGAGAUGGCCAAGUCUUACUUAGCCCGCGCUAGUAAGAAGAUGAAGAAAUGGGCGGACAAGAAGCGGCGGCACUUGGAGUUUGAAGAGGGAGACAUGGUGAUGGUCAAGUUCUACCCUCAUCGCUUCAAGCAUCUCAAGAACGUGCACAAGGGACUGCUUCGCCGCUAUGAAGGGCCAUUCCCCAUCAUGAAGAGGAUUGGCAAUGUGGUAUACAAGGUAGAGCUGCCGACGCACUUGGAGAUCCAUCCGGUCUUUCAUGUGAGCCAACUCAAACCUUACCACGAAGACAAGGAGGACGAGCAGCGAAGGGAGCCGCAGCGCGCACCAACACUCGUCACCAAGACACACGACCAUGAAGUCGAAGAAAUCAUGGCGCGUCGUGUCAUUCCUCGUCGCGGCAUACAUCCAAGCUUUGUGGAGUACUUAGUCAAGUGGCGCAACCUUCCGGAGAGUGAAGCAACAUGGGAGAAAGAGCUCACGCUUUGGAAGAACAAGGACUUGAUCGAGGCAUUCCAUCAAGAGGACGCGACGAGGGCGUCGCGAGCAUAGGUGGGGGAGGAUGUCACAUGUGGCAGAUGAAAUGGCGCCAACAAGGUGACAACAUGGCAGCAGCACCUGUGGCAUGCAUGGAAGACUAGUAACAUAGAGAUGCUCCUAGGAUUCUCCACCAUAAUGUAGAGCUUUAUAGUGCACUUAUGAGUCACAUAAUGGUGACAUUGAUAGAGUGCAUAAUGGGGGGACUUAAUGGGGUGUAUUGAUGUAGUAGAGGGACUUUAUGAGGGGCAUUGAUGCCUUGUAUGUGGAGAGGCCUAUAUAAGGAGCCAUCUCCCUCAUUUGUACUCAUUCCAUCAUUUUUGAGAGUAAUACACACUAGAGAGUUCUCCCAAUCCUUUGUCUUUGUUCUUGUUCUUUGCUUGCUUGUGAGUUUGAGAGAAAGGCUGCCUAGCGCUCUAACGGAAUUGAGAGCUAGGGCCGCACGAUCGAGAGUAAGGUCGUGACACUACCCAUAGGCCAUAGCAAAGAGAACCAUAUAUGCGCCAUUGCGGAUAUUGAAUGAAUACACUUUUAAUUUUUAGUCUUAUCAUAUGCAUCAUUAUAGUUUGUAGGUAGUUGGUUACAAUUUCUUUUAAUAUGUCAAUCAAUAAUUUGUAAAUUAUAAAUAAAAACUUGUAAGGUCAACCAUUCUCAAUUAGAAGCACUUUAAUUUUCACUCUAGAUUAAAGAACUAUUUCAGUAAUUUAUUCAUUUUUCUCCCAGAAUGGCCCCUAUUGUACUAUCCCUCCGACCAUCAAUGUCAGAGGACCGAAUUUUUUUAUUAGAGUCAGAAGGUCGGAUUAGCAUAAAGUGUAAGAGUGUGAUAAGGUGCCAGCUGGUAGAAGGUCUCUGAUUGGAAAAAUCAGGCUGGUAAAAGCUCAAUUUAUGGCCUUAAAACAAUCGACUAACUUUGACAAAAACGGAUGGAGUCGAAGCAAAAUUCAAUAGAAUCGACAAUACUGUUUCAGAAACAUUGCUUAGAUUUAGCUAGUAUGAGAAAAUCCCAAAAUCUUAAGCAAGUUUCAUUUGGAGGGACUUCCCAUAGGGGAUAGCUAGGAUUACCAUAUCCCUACUUCCUAAGGUUGUAAGUCUAGCCCUAGAUAUCCACUGAUUCAGGCCGACCUGACCUUGAGGGUUAGCUUGUGUCAGUUUAGAGUUAGGUCAUCUUAUUAUCCUGUAUGUCGGGUCAUUUUUUGUUCCUAUGACCCAUAGCAAGAACUAGUGGUCUAUAUGAUACUUCUUAUAUAAACACAUAAAGUUACCAGCAAAAUUUAGGUAAUAUAAUACAAGGUAAAGAAAUAUUAAGGUACUAAAAAUGUAAUAUUACCAGCCUAAUUAAUGGACUUUUUGUAAAAACAUAAAGUUAAGAUACUAAAUUGUUAGAAAAAAUAAGUUUUAGUACAAAAAUGCAAUUUUCAAGAAACAAUGUGUUAAACCUGGCAAAUUACGGCAUAUGAUCCGUUGUCCUGGCCCGAACCUGCCCAAAAAAUAGAAGUUGUUAUAAUCUGAAAUCCGAAUGACCCAAAUCUGAAUAACCCGCUAUUUUUUGGGUCGGGUUGGGUGGUUAGCGGGUCGAUCCAUUAGACCCGUUCCAUUUCAUAUGUCACUCCCAAAAUUAUAAAAUUACUCAUGAAUUGGUGUGAUGUUUAAAAAAUACACAAGGGUUUGAAAGACAUGUUUGGAGUUUAAGAAUAAUCAAAUAUGGUGGCUACUUCGGUGCACUCACUUUUUUGGGUGCAUUCAGUGCACCCAACUAUAAAGAUGGUCAUAGUACAUCAAAAUUUGAACUUUAAUUGAUAAAAUUAGUGUAAUACUAUGAUAUAAAAUAAAAUCAUAACCAUCCAACCCAUUGCCCUAACAUCUUGACUUUCAAUUUUGAAUUCCAACCUAAAACCCGAAAUUGUAAACCUAAACCAUAACCCUAAAUCUCUAAACCCUAUAUCAUUGAAAUUAAAGUAAAUCUUGAAUG